Molecule: messenger RNA, 1233 nt
Organism: Octodon degus (degu)
Lineage: Eukaryota; Metazoa; Chordata; Mammalia; Rodentia; Octodontidae
Gene: Oard1
Product: O-acyl-ADP-ribose deacylase 1
Exons: 6
Coding region: 264-722 (152 amino acids)
Biological process (GO): peptidyl-glutamate ADP-deribosylation
Source: RefSeq, a predicted model, not a curated record
ACCUUUUCUAAGCGACCAGGGGAGGGGGCGGGGGAACACGCCCCUGGAGCUAAUGCGCAAGCGCAAAUCGUUCCCAACUAGCGUCGGCCCUCAGGACGCAUGCGCGGGCGGCGGCGGGCCACCACGCAGUUUCCCGCCGGAAGUGCCGCGAGGGCCACAGAGAACCGGCUCGGCUCCCUGGCUAGAGUGGCGCGUUUCCUCCGCGACGGGGCGGGGGCGGCCAUCUUGGAAGACACAGAGUGUGAAAAUAGCGGCUCAGUGUCAUGGCCAGCAGCCUCAAUGAAGAUCCAGAAGGAAGCAGAAUCACGUAUGUGAAAGGCGACCUUUUUGCCUGCCCCAAGACAGACUCUCUAGCCCACUGUAUCAGUGAGGAUUGUCGCAUGGGCGCUGGGAUAGCUGUCCUCUUCAAGAAGAAAUUUGGAGGGGUGCAGGAGCUGUUAAAUCAACAGAAGAAGCCUGGAGAAGUGGCUGUCCUGAAGAGAGAAGGAAGAUACAUCUAUUACCUGAUCACAAAGAAAAGGGCUUCCCACAAGCCAACUUACGAGAACUUGCAGAAGAGCUUAGAGGCCAUGAAGUCCCAUUGUCUGAAGAAUGGAGUCACCGACCUUUCCAUGCCCAGGAUUGGAUGUGGUCUUGAUCGCCUGCAAUGGGAAAAUGUGUCUGCAAUAAUUGAGGAAGUAUUCGAGGCAACAGAUAUCAGAAUUACCGUGUACACACUAUGAACAAGUGGAGCACAUUUCGGAUGUGUCGGUGUCCUCUGGGGUCUUCCCUACUUGGCCAUAAUAAGACUUAAGGGGUGAGGAAGGCUUUCGCACAAAGCACUCAGGGUUAUAGAUUGGGCUGGGGUUGCUGCGUUCUUCUGUUUGGACUAGGACUGGAGGAGGGGUUUCUUGGGGCUGUUGCUGUGAUUGCUGCAGCAAGGUCAGGAGUAGGUGGCCUGAUGUUAGCCAGGAAAGCCAGACUGGAACCCACAGUAUGUUCUACUUCAAUAUAGUAGCAUUCAAUUCCUUGGCUGGCCCCUAGGUGGCAGCAUUGAUUUUUCUGAUAUUUGAAAGAAAUUUCUGGAGCACUGAACUUUGAGUUAGGGGGAUCUUGUCUGUGUGCUUACCUUGGUAUUAUUCUUAUGCACCAGCUUCAGGGGUUGCUUUGUUUUCAAUUACAAAAUGGAGCCUGACAUUGUUAACACGGAAUUUUUGGUGAUAAAAGUGGAAAAAUAAAACUUAGGAUUCAGUG